ACUAUUCCUCAAGCUUUAAGUUUGUUGAAGUCUUUAAUAAGUUUUGCCAAAAUAUAUAGAAAUAUUACUCCUAACUUAAAUGUUAUAGGAAUAGUCAUCAAAAUUAUGAGUUACUCCACAGUAUCCCAUGUUGCCCAUGAAUCCUACCCUCCACCACAAGGAUACCCUGGAGUAGCACCUCCACCGCCACCUCGUCCUAGGUUCGAGCAAGGUUAUGCGUCUGGGCUUGGGCCUAGGCCUGGUCCUGGGCCUGGUUAUCAAAGCUACUUCAGUGAUAAUUACCCACCACAAGUAUCCCACAUGCACUACAGUGGCCCAACUCGGCCCUUUCAGCAGCCCUAUGGUGGCUAUCACUCCAAUGACAACGGGCUUUCUUCUCUCCUUAGGGCUGCUAUGGCUGCUCUCUGUUGUUGCUGCUUUUUGGAACAAUGCUGUAAUUUUUGGUGAUUAUUUUGGCUACUUUCUCAUAAUCACAAGUGGAUAUUCCAAAUUAUCAAUAUAAUAAUGGAUGUACUACAAUUUUUUCAUAAUAAUCUUAUUACUUGUGAUGUGAAUUGUUUCAA
Messenger RNA from Amaranthus tricolor (Joseph's coat), 563 nucleotides. RefSeq names its product cysteine-rich and transmembrane domain-containing protein WIH2-like. Bases 106 to 447 code for a protein of 113 amino acids. NCBI's taxonomy places the organism in Eukaryota, Viridiplantae, Streptophyta, Magnoliopsida, Caryophyllales, Amaranthaceae. The transcript is spliced from 3 exons. The record is from RefSeq and is a predicted model, not a curated record.